Messenger RNA from Cynoglossus semilaevis (tongue sole), 1060 nucleotides. RefSeq names its product NSE2 (MMS21) homolog, SMC5-SMC6 complex SUMO ligase (gene nsmce2). The transcript has 6 exons. Gene Ontology annotation, molecular function: zinc ion binding; SUMO ligase activity. Gene Ontology annotation, biological process: double-strand break repair via homologous recombination; protein sumoylation. Gene Ontology annotation, cellular component: Smc5-Smc6 complex; nucleus. Bases 249 to 941 code for a protein of 230 amino acids. The record is from RefSeq and is a predicted model, not a curated record. Lineage: Eukaryota; Metazoa; Chordata; Actinopteri; Pleuronectiformes; Cynoglossidae.
CCAAAAAAUUUCCCAUCCGCGGACGAUGUGCGUGUUUAUGACGUGCUUUCUUUUUACAUUUACAUUGUUAUACCGCCACUGGAGAAUGAUCUCAGUAAAGGAUUAAAUUACUUAUAAAUGCAGUAAUACAUUUGUAGGUACAAUUGGCAAUGCGGAAUUAACUGGUACUAGCAGGCUAGCUAGGCUAAGGAACGCUCCUUUAUUUUACUUUGUACUUAUAGUUUCUGUUGUGUGACAAGUCAACCAUUAUGUCUUUGAGCGCUGUUUGCGGGACCGUGUCGAGUCUGAAAACCUGUCAAGCAGACAUCGGUACAGGAAUGGACAUAGUCACUGAUGUGGCGAUGGACCUGGUGGAAGCUCAAGGUAAAGAAAUGAUCAGUGGGCUCCAAGAAAUGGAAGACAUGAUUCUGGAGUGUGCCAGGCUGGACAGGGAGAUUGACUGCUUUAUUGAAGUUGUGCAACAAGUCACAGACGAGGCGGGCUCAGAGCAACCAGAGGCAAUGUUUGGCCUGUCUGCCAAAGUGAAGGAGAAAUUCACAGAGAGAACAGCCAGACUCUCUGAUGCGACUCUGCACCAGCACCAGAAAGUAGUAGUCUUCAAGGACAGCAUAAAGAACAGCCUCAGUGCAGCCAAUCCAGAGUCAACAGGAACCACAGAGGAACUGGAUGAGGACCUUGUUGUUUCACAGAGUCAAGUCAACUACAACUGCCCUCUCACACAGCUGGAAAUGGAGAACCCAGUGAGGAACAAGAAAUGCAACCACCACUAUGAUGAAAAACCUAUUCUGAGUCUAAUCAAAACAAAACACAGCCAGAAAAAGAAAUGCCGCUGUCCUGUGGUGGGCUGUGGAAACUCUGAUGUCAAAGAAUCUGACCUCAUUCCUGACCAGGUGCUGAGGAGAAAGAUACAAAACCACAAAAGAAACAGUAACAGGACGUAGAGCUUUUAGCCACAACAUUGUUGUUUCCAUUUUAACCUUUGUUGAAAAGUGUUUACUAAAAUGUUCAUAUACUGUAUGUUUUUGACCUGUUUAAAUAAAGGAUUGACAUUGUAUUAGUA